Prorocentrum cordatum is the source of this 450-nucleotide messenger RNA. The record is from the annotation of a GenBank genome assembly. Lineage: Eukaryota; Dinophyceae; Prorocentrales; Prorocentraceae.
AUGCUGGACGCCGCCCUGACAGUCGAGGCCACUCGGCACCACAAGCAGCUCAAGUACGAGAGGCUGCUGCACGCUUUCCGCGUCCACAGCGGCGCCGCGGGCGCGAUAUGGGUCGACGGCGACACCUGGCUCCAACCUGCUGGCGGAGGAGACCUGGAGCGGUUCAUGCGACUUACAAAGCAUCAUGAUUUUGUCAUCGGGCGGGACCACCAGGACGGGGAGAACCCCGCGGGCAUUUGGAGCGACCUGGCUUUUGGCUACCCGCCUGACGAGUCUGGCGUGUGCUCGUCUGGCGUGAACUCGGGUGUCUUUUGGGUGCGCCGAUCAGCAUUCAUGAUCGAGUGGAUGGCGAGGCUGGUCGGAGCAAUGAACCAGUCGGACCAGUGCCUCAUCAACUAUCUGAUCCGUUGUGGCGGAUCAUUGGUAUCGGAACAUAAGCUCGUUUCGUGA